UCGGAAGAUCAAAUGUGAAAGUGCUAAAUAUGUCUGACACUGAUUUACAUACUGGAAUACGUCCGUUUAUUCUGUAUAGAAUAUUCUUUACAUCUUGGUUAAUGGGGCUGGAAGAAAUCGUAGUUCGAUCCUGUCGUAUACGAUAUUUUGCUUUUUUCUCUUUUAAAAGAUUAUCAAAGCUCAGAAAAUUAGAUUUUGGAAGCAACUUCCUAUUUGAUUUUUGCAAACCAUCUAUUCAAAUGGAUACUUUAGAAUAGCUGAAUUUCACAGAAAAUUACUUUGAAACUCUCCCCCAAUUCUGUUUGAAUGACACCACGACACCAGCAUUUCCAAACCUUCAAAAAACUGUAUAUGGCAGAAAAUGUUUUGAUGCGUACAAACGUUUUUUAAUAUCCAGGGUCACUGCCUCCAACAAGUUACAUUUCUAAAUAUUUCACUGAAUCCUUUGCCGAAAAUCGCCAUGUUUUCGUUUUCUGCUAUGCGCCUUCUACAAACUCUUAUCAUAGGUAAUCUACGAGGAGUUGUUUUGCAGAAAGAUGCGUUAAGAUCACGAUCUCUUCAAACACGGUCCAUCGAACGAAUUGUGGAUAUAAAACAUAAGGAAUUCAGAUAUAUGUUAGAAACAUGUCCAAAUCUAAAGGUUUUGAUAAUAAAAAAUACCGAUUUUUCUAAAACUGAUCUUAGGAAAGUGCUGCAACCUCUGAAACAAUUAAUAUCCUUGACAAUCAUUAAUGGUGGAAUAAGCCAGAUGACUCCUCUUAAUGAUUUUACAAACCUUAGAUACAUCAUUUUACAGCUAUAAUAAAAUUAAGGAAAUCCAAGGAGACGUUUAUCAAAAUCUAUCCCAUUUCAAUACAUUAGUUCUUCAAAACAAUAUUUUGAGUAAUAUCAAUAAAACAUUUUUGCCACGCGUUCUCUGGGAGAAGAAAGAUUUCUUUCUUCAUGUAUCCUUUAAUCCCUUUGACUGUGGAUGCCAGCUGGAGUGGUUCAGAGUAUGGAUAGAAAACAACAAAAACAGAGCGAUUGGGUACCCAAACAACUAUAUUUGUCAUUCCCCAGCUGAGUUAAAGGAGAAAAGCCUAUCGAACUUUGAUCCAGUUUCGGAGUGUCACAAAAUAAACCCAUAUAUCAUUCUAUCCUUUACUUCCUGUGGACUUUUGUCAGUUGUGAUCUUCACUACUGUUCUCUUAAGAAAAUUUCGCUGGGAUAUCAAAUAUUAUAUAUACAUCUGCAAAAACAGAAAACCAUUGGGAUACAAAAGAUUUACCAAUGAUGAAAAAUUUUUAUAUGAUGCUUUUAUUGCCUACAACACAAACGACAGAAAAUGGAUCAUGUCGGAACUGGUUCGAAUGCUCGAAAGAAACCACAUAUAUAAACUCUGUCUACACGAAAGAGAUAUCAUUCCAGGGGGAGUUUAUGUGGAGAACAUCCUCGAAAGUAUCGACACGAGCAGGAAGUUAAUGUUGGUUCUCUCCAAUAAUUUUAUGGAUGAUCAGUGGUGUAAGUAUGAGACAGCUAUGGCAAGUCACACUCUGGCAGACGGGGACGGUCAUAAGCUUUUUCUAGUGUUACUGGAGGAUAUACACUCCGAACACAUCAACAGAUCCCUGAAAGUGCUCCUCAAGUCUAUACCUCAUGUCGAGUGGACGGAAAAUAAAACAGGGCAGAGAAUGUUUUGGGAGACAAUCAAGAAAUUCAUGGACGACAAUUGAAAGGCAAAAUACGUGUACUUUUUGAGAUGAAAUCUGUUAUCUUUUUUUGUUUCAUUUUCAAAUGAAAUACAUUGUUUCUUUAUGAUUAACA
Molecule: messenger RNA, 1803 nt
Organism: Saccostrea cuccullata (small rock oyster)
Lineage: Eukaryota; Metazoa; Mollusca; Bivalvia; Ostreida; Ostreidae
Product: toll-like receptor 2
Exons: 1
Coding region: 762-1712 (316 amino acids)
Biological process (GO): immune response; inflammatory response; toll-like receptor signaling pathway
Cellular component (GO): plasma membrane
Molecular function (GO): transmembrane signaling receptor activity
Source: RefSeq, a predicted model, not a curated record